Molecule: messenger RNA, 1243 nt
Organism: Labeo rohita (rohu)
Lineage: Eukaryota; Metazoa; Chordata; Actinopteri; Cypriniformes; Cyprinidae
Gene: cd37
Product: CD37 molecule
Cellular component (GO): membrane
Source: RefSeq, a predicted model, not a curated record
CUCAUGUGAGGCCACCACAUUUCAUUUACCCUCUGUGUAACUUCACUGACUUCGCCCAGUUUGUUUAAGAUAUGGCAUCUGAGUGCUGUCUCAGUCUCACCAAAUACUUCCUCUUUCUCUUCAACUUGAUAUUCUUUCUCUUAGGAUCACUCCUCUUAUCUAUGGGACUAUGGAUACUACUUUCAGAGGACACAAUUUUCAUGCCUUCCCCUCCCUACAUUUCCAUCCAUCUCUUUUCUUACAUACUGAUCGUCAGUGGCUCUGUAACCAUGUCAUUAGGCUUCCUAGGAUGUCUGGGUUCUCUGAAGACUGUCAAAUGCCUGCUGGGAACUUAUUUUAUCCUGCUCACGGUUCUUCUCGCAGCGCAGAUAGUGGGUGGGGUCCUUCUCUACACCCAGAAGACUGAGUGGACUGGUUCACUAGAGAAUCACCUAAUGAAGUCAUUUGGACACAAUGAUUCCAGUCUUCAGAAUCUUAAAAAGACUCUAGACUACAUUCAGGAAGAGGCCAAAUGCUGUGGUUGGGAAGGAAAAACAGACUGGAAAGACUCUAUACCCUGUUCCUGCUAUGACAAAGGCAAUGCCACUGCCAAUGAAAUCCAAAAAUCAAAUUUCAGCUGUCCCGUAUGUCCCUCUUCAAAUCAAACCUGUGUGACUCAUGAGCAGGGUUGCAGUGAGAUUAUAAAGGCAUGGCUGGAAAAUAAUAUUUUCAUAAUUUUUGUGGUUAUUUUGGCCAUUUCUUUGACUGAGAUAUGUGGUAUGAUCCUUUCGAUGUGUUUGUAUAGAGAGGGCUCUGUGAAUUACAACACAGUUCUCUACUAAGAUGAUCAUGAUCAGUGAGGAGGAAAAAAAGUCAAGUAUUUGUUUUCUGUCAUUCAUAUAUUUGAUGUUUUGUUGAUGUGUGUUUUUUAUGAGAUUAUUAUUUUUCUGUACAUUGAUUGUUUUAUACAGAUUUUUUGGCAGCCACUUGUUGAUUUUCCUUGUUAUCCAGGUGUUAUGUUUAUGUUAUCUUUUCUAGUAUUUGUUUAUGCAAAAGUACAAAUAAUUUGACUUGUUCAUAUAAUAUUUAAAAUAACUUUUAUGUCUUGAUUUUUCAAAAUAUGUGCAUGUGACUAAGAAUGUUCUCAUUUUUUUUCAGUUUAGCCACUGGGUAAGAAAAACAUUUGGGUGGGACUGUAUAAUAUUUCACCAUUGUUGUGCACACAAAGCAAAUGACCUCAAUAUUGAGGCAAUGUGUGCGAUAC